Paramecium tetraurelia is the source of this 2154-nucleotide messenger RNA. RefSeq lists its product as uncharacterized. Gene Ontology annotation, molecular function: nucleoside diphosphate kinase activity; AMP kinase activity; ATP binding. Lineage: Eukaryota; Ciliophora; Oligohymenophorea; Peniculida; Parameciidae. The transcript has 2 exons. Gene Ontology annotation, biological process: nucleoside triphosphate biosynthetic process. Gene Ontology annotation, cellular component: cytoplasm. The record is from RefSeq and is a predicted model, not a curated record.
AUGAGUUUAUAAACUAGAUCUAUGGAAAGAACAUCAGCCGGAGAAAAAUAAUAAACGUGGCACUAAAAUAGAAUUUUUAUAGAAGAAAUGAAUACUUUAAUUGGUUCAGCAUUAGUUGAAGAAUUUAGGAAUGAUAAUGAAAAUGAUAUUAACCCAAAUAUUAUUAUUGGAAAUGGAGAUAAUUUGCCCAGAGGAGCAACCAAACUAAUUAAUGCAGCAGAUCCAAAAGAAUUAGGUCAAGUUGUAUUAGAUUGUGAUAUUGUAAUAUUUCAUCAGAAUUAUUGCAGAGCAGAAUAUGCAUACAAACUAUUAAAGCAUGGGUAAUACUAAUAGUCUAAGAUCUUUAUUUUAAUAAGCAAUCCUUUGACUUGGUCGACUACUCCAUUAAAAGAAAGAAAAAAUGAUGAAACUGCUAUGAGGUAAUCAAUGGGAGGAGAAACAGAAGAUUAACCAUUUUUUAAAAAGUAUGAUAAAUUCACUGAAAAUGAUCUCCCAAUAAGGAAAAUUCAUUAUUUGGAAAGAUUAAAGAAUUUAGAGCAAUAAAUCAUUGUCUGUGAUAAACCUCAAUUGCAUGCAUACAUAAUAACACCAGGGUUAAUAUAUGGAAAUGGAGAGGACAUUUUAUAUGAUUUAUUUAAAACUGCAUGGAUGACACCAGAUGCAGAAUUGCCAAUUUAUGGAGAUGGAAACAAUAUUAUACCAAUGAUUCAUGUGAAUGAUUUAGCCAAUAUAGUGAAUAAAACAGUCACAUUAACACCUAAUGAGAGGUAUAUUUUUGCAGUUGAUUAUGAAAAUAUGACUUAAAAGAAACUGGUUACUACAAUUGCUAAAUCUGUAGGAAAUGGUUUUACAAAGAAUGUUACAACACCUAUUGAAAAAAUGCUAACCAUAAAUAUUUGGCUUAGACCUACCUAAGUAUUUGAGUCUGAAGAUCAAUAUAUAGAUGCUAAGAAAAACCCUAUAAUAAUAUGGCAAUGCAAAGAAGGAUUUGCAAAAAAUAUUUUAAAAAUUAGGGAUUAAUUUAAACUCUAUAGAGGUUUAGAUACUGUUAAAUUAAUCGUGCAUGGAGGAACAGCCUCAGGAAAAUCAAAUCUUUGCAAAUAAUUGGCUAAUUUUUAUAGAAUUCCUCAUAUAUAGAUUAAACCCUUAAUUUAGGAAUUGAUUGAAUAAUAAUCUGAAUUAGGGGAAUUAGUAAGGACCACUUUAUAAUAAGUAAAAGAUUAAUUGGUUGCAGAAGCAUUAGCUAUUUUUGAAGCUGAGAAGAAAAAGAAAAAGGUUCCUAAAGGUUAACCAGAACCUGUAUUUGAUCCAAGUGGCAUAUAACCAAGACUUCCUGACUCAGUCUUGAUAUAAAUUUAUAAGUGGAGAUUGGACUAAAAUGAUGCCUAAAAUUUAGGUUAUGUUUUAGAUGGUUUUCCUAAAACAUUAGAAUAAUAUGAAAAACUAUUCAUAAAUGAGGAAGGCUAAUUAAUUGAAUCGAUUAAACCAAAAGGUGCGAUUUAUUUGGAAUACUCAGAUGAACAAUUGAAAGAAAAAGCGAAGUAACAUAAUGAUAAUCCCAGAUAUUAAGAGGAUCUGGUGGUCAAAAGAUUGGCUAAUUUUAGAAAGAAUAAUGAAUAAUUAUUGGCACAAUAUGAGUAGUUUGAUAUCAAGAGAAUUUCAGAUUAAGAAAGUGCUUUUGACUAAUCUAAAGAUUUCAUUACUAGAAAUGGACCAAUUUUGGUGUUACAAGAUGUAAAAGAUGAAGAAGUAGUAUAAGUGGAUGAAUAAUAAGAUGAUAUUUCACCCUCUCCUUAAAUUUCAUCAGUUCAACAAGAGAAGGUUGCUGCUGUGUAAUAAUCCUAAGUACAACAAUCUUAAGUAGGACCUAAAAAGAAAGGAGAUUAACUCAAUAAAUCAAUAAAUGAAAGUAGAUUAUCCAAAGAUAAUAAAAAGUUAACAGAUGAGUAAAAGUAAGACCUUAUUAGACAAUAAGAAAGAGAACUCUUAGAUUAAAGAAGCUAACCUCUAAGACAAUAUUUGGCUGAUAAUGUAGUUCCUUUCUUAACAGAAGGUUUAAUAAAUAUAUGCGAAAAGCAUCCUGAAAAUCCAUUAUAAUUUUUAGCUGAUUUUUUGGAAUAAAAAGGAAAUGAAUUAUAGGCAUUAGGGCAGUGA